Mya arenaria is the source of this 10804-nucleotide messenger RNA. RefSeq lists its product as uncharacterized. The record is from RefSeq and is a predicted model, not a curated record. The coding region runs from base 218 to 838 and encodes 206 amino acids. NCBI's taxonomy places the organism in Eukaryota, Metazoa, Mollusca, Bivalvia, Myida, Myidae. The transcript has 5 exons.
UGCUGCUGAACGGAUGAAGUCGGAUUGCGAUUAAAGUUAAAUUAAUACACAGGACACGGUUGACAAGAUCAGUUUUUGUUAAUCGAAAACUAGAUAUAAACUGAUAAGAAAACGUCCAUUACUCACAGAUUUGUUGUCUUUCAUUGCAAUGGAGAAGCAUCUGAAUCAACUGGGUGAUUAAGAGUACUCACAAGUAGUGUUGAAUGAAGCCGUCCCCAUGUGGCUAUACCAGGAAGCUAUGGGAUGCGGCCGUAGCAAGCAACAAUCCCCAUCAAAGGGUGACCAGGAACAAGAGGUCUACACAAAGGCUGACAGCAACAAGAAGAAAAAACCUAAAGAUGAGAGGAAGACAAAGGAAUUAUCCAACACAUUGAAAGGAAGUUCGCCAUCUAAAACUUUAAUUAAGAACAAAACUUCCCCUAUACGAGCUGCAGCCAACCUGCUGAAGCCUCCAAGCCCGGGUCAAGCCAACGGCUCCUCAAAAAGUCCACAGUUUCUCCAUGUAGAUGUGGAAAUACCUCCACCUAAAAUGGAUAAGACGGAGCAAGUAAGCCCUUCCAAGGCCGGAUCGAAGGACGGGAAGGAGUUUACAGGCAGAAAAAACAUCAAGGUUACACACAGUCAGAUAGAAUUCUUCCGCAUGCUCGACGAAAAAAUAGCUGAGGGUGAAGACUACCGGUCAGUGAUGGGCAGUCGUGUAAACUCACGACUCAACUCCCAGGAGCAGUCAUUGGAUGAGAUGCCAGAAUCUCCCCCGAAUACCCCUGAAGACUCUCCCAGGCACUCCCUCUCCAGCCUUGAUGAGUGUGAGCCAAUCCUGAUGAGGUCCGUCUCCUAGUCACCUCUCACCAAUGAAAGACAGUUGAUUCAUUUCUCUUACUAAUGCACAUACAAUUAUUAAAAUUCUAGAAAUUCAUUAUUGCCACUUCAGAGUUUUGGGAGUUAUUUGGUGGGAAACAGGACUGGUGCUUACCGGGGGUAGUUCUUUCAGAAACAAGAAGUAUGUGAGAGCGUUAUAAUGUUACCUUGAAGAAACUUCAGCAUUCGGAGUUAUUAUUGAGGUUACAAUGUAAAGUUUUGAAUUUCAUUAUAAUUGUUAGUCAAAACUUUAUGGAUAGCAGGUGCUAUCUUAGUAAAAGCAAAGUUUCCAGCACCAAUACCGUGACAGUGGCUUUCCUAUGAUGGUGUAGAGGCUUAUAAUGGCUGGUGAUAUUUGCUCAUUGCAUGCUGCUUACCUGACUAUAACAGUUCAAAGUAGGAAACAGGAUGUCGGAAUCUCACCUAUGUGUUGUCUCAUCUUCAUUGAACGUCAAAAUAUUUUUGUCUGUGCAGAAAGCAAGCGUUGCAGUGAUGAUGUUGAGCUAUAUUUCAUCUAUGUAUGUGUGCAGGUAGAGUGAUGCUCAUGACACAAAAUUGUCCUGAACAUAUCAGAAUUGUCGGCUUUCUGUGUAUGAAACUUGUUAAGGCUUUGAACAUAGUUGCUUCAUUAAAUUGAACAAGUUUGUAGAUCACAAAGAUUACUAAGUUUUAUGUUGUUUAAAAGGGAAUGGCUCAUAAAGUUUGGCAAUAUAUUUUGCAAAAUUUGUUGGAAUAUAAUUCAUUGGUUUUUGUACACUAAACAAUAAUUGAGAGAUACGCAUUCUAACUAAUUUUUUUAAAAUCUGGACUAAAAUCAUUAAAAUGUCAAUACAACCAAUUAGUUUGUGCACAAUACUCAAGAAAUAAAAUGUUCCGAUAUAAGACCGUAUGAAGCAUGUUAGUCCUUUACAUAGCAAUAGUGAACAUUUUGGAUCAGAGGGAAUAUUAGAUGUGGCUACAACGUUCAUAUGUACUUGUUUUAUUGAAUUCAAUACCAAAAAAAGUGACCAAAAACUGAAAAUCAAAACCAUAUCAUCCAAUGACUCACAUUACAGUGUACAUAAAGACUUACAUGGUUAAGCAUAUUUCUCAAACUACGGGUAAUGUGGAUCAGCAUUUAGAUGUACAAGGGCUUGAAAGAAUUCUCAAAUUAUUGUAGCUGGUUCAGGUUUUGCAGGAAUUAAGGAAUGUCUUUUCUGUGCCUCCUCAUGCUAGAGCAGGUCAACUACUUUGUUAUCAUUCUCAUGCAUUUGAAAUGAUUGUUCAUAAAAAAGAGGAUUGUUCUUAAAAAGGAAGUCAAAUUGUUUCUUAUGCACUAAAAAAAGGACACUCACUUCUCUAUUAAAAAGAUCCAUUUUCUGUGUCUGCUCCAUUACUCUUUAAUUGUUUUGAAGGAUUUGAAGCAACUUACUACAAAUGUUUUCCACCGUGGUCUUCCAAAGACUUAAAUUAAACACUAAAAUUUAAUUUUUGGUCAGUCAGCACAGUGGAUAUUGCACUUGCUUCUAACCAAGGCUUCGUGGGUUUGAUUCCAGGUCUCUGUGUAUUUGAGUUUGGUUGGUCGCUACUUCAGUUUCCCCUAACUCUUGCACACCAUUGUGCCAAAGAGUGACUUAGCAUGAGUUAAUGCAACCUUUUUUACAAUCAUUGAAAAAUAAAUCAAGUUUAACUUAAUAUUUUCUUUUAGUUUUGAAAUGUGACAUUUUAAGAAUUGAUGAUUUAUUAUGAGUAUUUGUUGUCAGUCAAGUUUUUAGUUUAAGCAACUAGUCCCAUACAUUUUGCUUAAUGUUGUUGUUUUUUUGAUAGGCAUUUAUGUGAUAUACGUUUAUGUUUUAAGCGUUGAUACUUGUGUUAUGUGAUUGUACUGACACAAAUUUGCUUAUUUGAAACUGUGUAAUUUUUAGCUUGAGCACAAAGUGCUCAGCGUGAAUUAUUGUGAUAGGGUGAUUUCCAUCGUCAUCUGUCUGUAGUCAGGAUUUUUCUUCAGAAAACUUCUCCUAAACCACUGGAUCAAUUUCAACUUAACUUCACAGAAAUGGUCCUUGGGUGGUCUUCUUCUAGAUUCCUUCAAUAAAAGUGGUUCCCUACAGAACUCUGGUUGCCAUGGCAAACCGAAAGGAAACACUUUGAAAAUCUUCUUCUCAGGAAUCCGCUGUCCAAAUUUCAACAUAAUUUUUACAGAUUUGUUCCUAAGGCCACACCAAAUUAAUGUUUAGUUCCUCGGAUAUUUGCCAAAAAAAAUUGGAGCGAGCGAGCAAAAAAAAAAUAAGAAUAAAAGUUUGUCAGUUUUCAUAAAAACCGAAGCAAGCGAAGAGCGAAAAAUAUAUUUUUCCUUAUAUUCAAUAUAAAUAAGAAAGAUUGUUCAAAAUAAUUGCCCUUAAACCCAUUUUAAUGCCAUCUUGAACUGAACCUCUAAUGGACAUUGGGAAAAUGUCGGAAUACAUACUAUUUAUUUAUCCGUGUUUAGUACAAACAUUAUAUCGAUAAAUCUAAUGUCUUAUAUAAUUAAAACGUACUUUAAUAUGACGAGCAUUCAUAAUAAUAAAUAACCCUGCUUUUAGUAAAAAGUUUGAAACAACUUAUAUAAAUCUACCUGAAUCAGUUUAACAUCAUAUGCAACUGUAUUUAGACAUAACUUAGGAUUGAUUUGGGAUUUGUAAAAAAUGAUCACUUACACAGGCAUCAUCAAACAUCAGACUCCAUAUAACAUAGACUAAAUUUUGUUUUUAUUAUCACAGGAAAUGCAAUGACAUGUGCUUAUUAAAACAAAAAGAACAAGGGUAUUUUUCAGAGUACUUUUUUGGGUUAUUUAGAUGUUUUUAUGCACUAGCCAAUUGUAUAUGCCCCCUCCCCCCCCCCCCCACGUCCGGAAUAGCGGGGACUUUGACUUCCGGUCUCUCAAAACCCGGGUAAAAACAUCAAUUUGGACCAAACAAUGACUCAUGUUCCAGUUAAGUUGACCUGUCCGAUUUCCAUUCAAAACGAGUCACUAAUUACGCAAUAUAAUCGCUACCAGUCUUAGAUACACAUGCUUUAUUGCAUAAUGAUUGCUUUAAAUAAUGAUCCUUUAGUGCAUGAGACGAUCAACAAUGACUUUAAGCAUGCUUAAAACAUAUUUAUUGUAAAAAAUAAGAUUUAAUUUCCAAACUUCGAGCCACAUUGUUUAUACCGGAAGCCGCCAUUUUGAUUGAAUUUAUUGAAACCCAUGCUAAACCGAUCGAUAUACAGUAUAAAAACACUACGUAUCGGUAACUUCCCUUUACAAAAACACAAAAACUAGCGUAGAAAAAUUAUACUUGAUUAUUUUUAGCCUUUAAAUGAAUUAUUACCUGAAAAAAAUCUAAUUGGCGAUCAAAAUGGAGGUGCGGGCGCACAAAAAAAUUAAAAUAUGUUUUUUACAUUUUCAAAAAAAUAGGAGCUGUAAAUCCGCGGAACGAAAUAUCAAUUUGGUGUGGCCUAAGGUUACUCUAUAUAAAAUUCCAUCACCUCAUGUUAAUUUGUAAAAAAAACAUGGCCACCAGAUGGCGGGGCUACUUUUCACUUUAUGGAAAGCCUUGAAAAUCUUCUCCUUAGAAUCUGCUGGCCUGAUUAUAAAAUAAUUUCACAGAAAGGUAACCUUUUCUCAAAUUCCAUCACUCCAUGUUGAUUUGUAAAAGAACAUGGCCACCAAGGGCAGGCCUACUUUUCAAUAUAGGUCUCUAUGAAAAUCUUCUCAGAAUCCUCUGCCCUAAUUAAAAAAAAACACAGAAAUGUUCCUUACGUGACCAUAUAUCAAAUUUCUUCACCCCAUGUUGAUUCUUAAAAAGACAUUGCAGCAAGGGCUACGUUUCACCAUGUGGAAAACUUUGAAAAUCGUCUCUCCAGAAACCAUUUGCCCGAUUUCAAAAUAUAUAUAUAUAUAUAUAUUUAAUUUGAAAAAAAAAAAAAAAAUGUUUUUAUUUCUAUUUUUUUCUUAUUUUAUUUUUAAACAAUCAUUGAAGAUAUAAGCUUUAAACUUAAUGAACUUAUUCACCGUUACAAUGUCCUAAGAGUAAUGGCCCUUCAUAACUUUUGAAACAAAUGAAAUGAGAUGUAUUAAAGUUUCACCUCAUGGCAUACAGGCGGGCGGCGUUCAGUAUGUUGUGCGAUCAAUAACUAUAGAACCCUUUGUCUAAUUAGAUGAGCGAUAUAGGGCCAUCUUGGCUCUCUUGUUAUAAAUGGUAACUCUCAAAAACUCCUUAAUUGCACAUCAAGUUCAAAAUUAUCUGUGGUUUGGUUGACUGUUUAUUACUGAGUUGACUUGUAAUCUUGCUUGCUGUGAUUUGCAGAACAGGCAAUAUUGUCAUAUAGUAACAUCAUUGUUAAUCCAGGGGCUUGUUUCAUUACAGAUACUAGUCUUAAAGUUAAAUAUUUACACCUCAACUUCCCUUCCUAAUUUCCUUUAAUGAACAGCCUUAAUCGGCAAUUGCGAAUAUUUUCUGAUGAGCGCAACAUCUUCAGACAUAUUUGGCUUGGGAAUCAUCUCCAUUUGCAUACUACUGUUUGUAUUCUUUUAGCAGGCCUCAAAUUUUUAGCUCACCUUAGUUUGAAGUGGGUAUAUUGGAGUCACCUUAGUUUGAAGUGGGUAUAUUGGAGUCACCCUGUCCGUCGGUCGGUUUGUCGGUCGGUCCGUUGCAAUUUACCUUGUCCGGAGCAUUACUUAAAAACUACUGGAUGGAAUUGGAUUAAACUUCAUACAAUGGUAGAGCAUAAUGAGAAGAAGUGCAGUGUAAAAUAACCAUAACUCUAUUCUUGCUUAUUACUGAGUUAUUGCCCUUUGUUACUUUUUUUUGUCCGGAGUAUAACUUGAAAAGUACUGGAUGGAAUUCAUUUGAACUUCAUACAAGGGUUAAGCACAAUGAGAGGAAGUGCAGUGUUCAAGAACCAUAACUCUACUUUAGCUAAUUACUGAGUUAUUGCCCUUUAUUUGUUUUUAUCAUAAUGAGAGGAAGUGCAGUGUACAGGAACCGCAAUUCUAUUUCAGCCAAUUACAGAGUUAUUGCCCUUUGUUCGUUUUUUCUUGUCCGGAGCAUAACUUGAAAACUACCGGAUGGAAUAUAAUAAAACUUUAUACAAUUGUACAGCACAAUGAGAAGGAGUUCAUGAAUCAUUACACUAUUUUAGCAAAUGACAGAGUUACUGCCUUUUUCGGUGUUUUUUUGGAAUUUCAUAAAACUUCAUACAAUGAUAAAUCAUAAUGAGAGGUGGCGUUCAGUGGUAUCAAUCACCUUCAGUGAUAGCUGUAGUUGCCUCAAUAUUCACGAAACUUGGUCAAGAUGUUUGUCCCUGAGUAAUUACUCGGACGAGUUGGAAUAUGGGUCAUCUGGGGUCAAAAACUAGGUCACAGAGCCCAAAUAUAGAAAAACCUUGUUAACACUAUAGAGGUAACAUUUUCAACCCAAAUAUCCUGGAAAUUUGUCAGAAAGGUUGUUUUGAUAAUUUUUAAGCCAAAUUCGAGUAUGGGUCAUCUGGGGUCAAAAACCUAUGUCACAGAGCCCAAAUAUGGAAAAAUCUUGACAAGUCAAGUUCGAAUAUUGGUCAUCUGGGUUUUUUUUAUUGUUAUUUAAUUGUUUUAAAAUCAGUGAAGGUACUAACUUCAAAUUUCAUGAACUUAAUUCACAGUAAAUUGUUUUUUUUUGUGACAAGUUAUAUAAAUCCAACCUAAAUGUUGUAAGAGUUUUUGCUCUUUGUAUCUUUUUUAAACAAUUGUCAUGUUUUUACACGCCUGUUUUAAAAAGCUGGACAUAUAAUAGUUCCACUUAUGAUCUAUGGAAGGGCAGACAGGCACCAUCCAGUAUGUAGUCCGAUCAAUUACUUUUGACCCCUUUGUCCAAUCAUGACUGAAUUUGGUCAGAAUGUGUACUGAUAAUUAGCAAAAUUGUUGUAGUUACCCAAGAGUUAUUGUGCUUUAUUAAAUAUGGUCAGAAUGUGAAUGAACAUAAUACAUCAGAGAAGCCUAAACCCUGUUAUUGCCCUUUAAUUAUCAACAAGUAUAUAGCACAAAGUUUUACUCAGGUGAGCGAAAUAGCACACACGUGGCCCUCUUGUUUAAUCAACAUGUUGAAAAGUGUUAAUUUAUGAUUUGUUUAAUGUGUUGUUGUCAUGAGUAUUUCAAGUUUACGUUAAAGAUUAAUUUUAUUUGGGACUGUUUUUUGUCUGUAGCAAUAAAAUGUGUAAACCAGUCGGGUCGCUCUAUUUACAGCAUGGGGAGAAAGAAUUUCUUCAAGGUUUUCUUAAAUGGAAUUACAUAUUUUAUUAACAAUUCUGGAAAGAAAUAAUGAACUAUUGGUGUAAAUAUAGGUAAUGAAUUGUGUGGGUGAUUUCAUUAUCGGUGGUAUGAACACAGUUGGGCUGGCAAAAGUACACGUGGAGUCUUUCACACACAUUUACCAGCCCAACUGCGUUCAUACCUCAAUAAUUACAUCAAUCACACAAUUCAUUCUUUAAACGAUCUUCGUGUGGGCUAUUUAAUUUGCUAUAUAUUUGUGUGAAUUGCCAGAUUCAGAAUCAUAAACAAAGUUUGAGAAAUAAAAUAAUUCACAAUUUUUGGCUUUGAUGCCCUUACUGAUUUAUGUUUUUAGUAGGGUACAGCUAAGAUUAUGUGAUGGAACGGGCCACAUGGUAGAUAUGUAUGGAAUAUAUCUAUAGAAGUAUACUAUGAUCAAUUGAGUGUUGAUGUUCUUGAUGUGAUGUGUUUGCUCAUAUAGAUAGCUCAAAGCGACUUACUUUCAUGCAUUUAUUGCUUUCAUAAUUUAAGAUGUAUCAUUUUAACAACAGAGAUGUAUGUGGUGAUUCAAAAAUUACUGAAUGACAGCACUGUCUUUAUUGUAUUACUAAGUUUUAUAUAGAUCGGCCUUAAGUAGUAUUUAAUUACAGUAAAUAAAUUAUUUUUAAACGUAGAAAAAAAACCUAAAUUUUUACUGUAUCUUUAUGUAUGCACUAGCUGUGAUCCUUCCCGGGGUUGAAGUAGAGUGGUCAUACUGUAAUUCUCAGAUUAAGUAUGUGGUCAUUAUGUGGAGAGGUUAUUAAUCUAUUCAAAGUUAUUAGAUGUAAUAGUUUGAAGGGAAUUUUAUAGUAUGGCUAUGUGUGAUUGAAGAAUCUGUGGUGAAAUCUAUCUGUCACAAUCUGAAGGGCAAUUGAAGUAUCUGGGUUAAAACCAAUAUGUCACCAUCUGCAGGGCGAUUGAAGUAUCUGGGUUGGAACCCAUCUGUCACCAUCUGCAGGGCGAUUGAAGUAUCUGGGUUGAAAUCCAUCUGUCACCAUCUGCAGGGCAAUUGAAGUAUCUUAGGUGAAACCCAUCAGUCACAAACUACAGGGCAAUUGAAGUAUCUGAGGUGAAACCCAUCUAUCACAAUCUGCAGGGUGAUUGAUGUUUCUGAGUUGAACCCAUCUGUCACAAACUACAGGGCAAUUUAAGUAUAUGAGGUAAAAUUCAACUGUCACAACCUGCAGGAAAUAUCAAUUUAAGUUUCGUAAACUUAAUCAUUUCAGGUGAAUUGGAUCAUAUAUAAUUAUAUUUUAUACAUUCUUGUACUUAUGUUACACACUCAUGUUGCCUGCAUGGUAGUGUAGCUGUUAAUGUUCCAUCUUUGAUGUUCAUUGUUGAUGCAUCUGCAUGCUACAUCACUGGCUCGAGGUGUCACAAUCUCACAAAUCCAUGAUUAUCACUAUGCUGCUUUUGGCAACAGUUUUAGUUCAGGUGCAUUAAGACAGUGAUCACAACUCUUCAUUAUUUCAGUACAUAUAUAUGGGCCUUAUGCUCUUGAAAUUGUUUACACCAUGUUAAGUUUUACAUUUGUUUCUGUGCCUAGACUUGUCUGGAUUCAGAAGCCAUUUGUCAGGGGCAUACAUCACUUCCAGUAACAGCUCGUUUUAUUAUCUGUGUUAUAUCAUUUGUACAUUGUUGCAUUGUUGUUGACUAAAUUAUUGAUUAAUUAUUAAGACAAUUUAUUUAUAAAGGCUACACAUUUGUUAGAAGAUAUUACUACUAGGUUAUCAACAAUUUGUAUGUCAAUGCUGAUUUUAUGUAAUCUUAAUUCUAAUUAAUCAAAACACUGUGAUCAAAUAAUUUAGUUUUAAUAUAUAUAAUAUAUUAAGUAUAGAUUAUUAUUCAUUUUAUGAUUACAAGGUGUGUCGAAGGUGUUUGUAGCCAGCUGUAGUAUAUAUAUAUAUAGGGGUUACUUUUGUCGGCGGCGGCGGCGUCCGCGUCCCAUUUUCGCUUGUCCGGGGUAUAUCUCCUAAACUAUUAGUGGUAUCAACUUGAAACUUCAUAUGUACAAAGAUCUAAUUGAGGGCAAGUGCAGUGCACAAGAACUGUUACUCUUGCUUCCAUAUUUUUAGAGUUUUGCCCUUUGUUAUUUUUCAUGCUUAGUUUUGUCCGGGGCAUAUCUUGUAGAAUAUAAGAGUUAUCAACUUGAAACUUCAUAUGUAGAUAGAUCUCAUGGAGGGCAAGUGCAGUGCACAAUUACAGUAACUCUUGCUUUCUUAGUUUUAAAGUUAUUGCCCUUUGUUAAUUUUCAUGCUUAAAGUUUUGUCCGGGGCAUAUCUUGAAGAAUAUAAGAGGUAUCAACUUGAAACUUUAUAGCUAUAUAUAUCUCAUUGAGGGCAAGUGCAGUGCACAAUUACAGUAACUCUUGCUUUCUUAGUUUUAAAAUUAUUGCCCUUUGUUAAUUUUCAUGCUUAAAGUUUUGUCCGGGGCAUAUCUUGAAGAAUAUAAGAGGUAUCAUUUUGAAACUUCAUAGCUAGACAGAUCUCAUUGAGGGCAAGUGCAGUGCACAAUAACAGUAACUCUUGCUUCCUUAGUUUUAAAGUUAUUGCCCUUUGUUAAUUUUCAUGCUUAAAGUUUUGUCCGGGGCAUAUCUUGAAGAAUAUAAGAGGUAUCAACUUGAAACUUCAUAGCUAGAUAUAUCUCAUUGAGGGCAAGUGCAGUGCACAAUAACAGUAACUCUUGCUUUUUUAGUAUUAAAGUUAUUGCCCUUUGUUAAUUUUCAUGCUUAAAGUUUUGUCCGGGGCAUAUCUUGAAGAAUAUAAGAGGUAUCAACUUGAAACUUCAUAGCUAGAUAGAUCUCAUUGAGGGCAAGUGCAGUGCACAAGAACCGUUACUCUUGCUGCCAUAUUUUUAAAGUUAUUGCCCUUUGUUAAUUUGCGGCGGCGGCGUCCGCGUCCCAUUUUCACUUGUCCAGGGUAUAUCUCCUAAACUAUUAGUGGUAUCAACUUGAAACUUCAUAUGUACAUAGAUCUAAUUGAGGGCAAGUGCAGUGCACAAGAACUGUUACUCUUGCUUCCAUAUUUUUAGAGUUUUGCCCUUUGUUAUUUUUCAUGCAUAAAGUUUUGUCCGGGGCAUAUCUUGUAGAAUAUAAGAGUUAUCAACUUGAAACUUCAUAUGUAGAUAGAUCUCACGGAGGGCAAGUGCAGUGCACAAUACCAGUAACUCUUGCUUUCUUAGUUUUAAAAUUAUUGCCCUUUGUUAAUUUUCAUGCUUAAAGUUUUGUCCGGGGCAUAUCUUGAAGAAUAUAAGAGGUAUCAACCUGAAACUUCAUAGCUAGACAGAUCUCAUUGAGGGCAAGUGCAGUGCACAAUAACAGUAACUCUUGCUUUCUUAGUUUUAAAGUUAUUGCCCUUUGUUAAUUUUCAUGCUUAAAGUUUUGUCCGGGGCAUAUCUUGAAGAAUAUAAGAGGUAUCAACUUGAAACUUUAUAGCUAGAUAUAUCUCAUUGAGGGCAAGAGCAGUGCACAAUAACAGUAACUCUUGCUUUCUUAGUUUUAAAGUUAUUGCCCUUUGUUAAUUUUCAUGCUUAAAGUUUUGUCCGGGGCAUAUCUUGAAGAAUAUAAGAGGUAUCAACUUGAAACUUCAUAGCUAGAUAGAUCUCAUUGAGGGCAAGUGCAGUGCACAAGAACCGUUACUCUUGCUGCCAUAUUUUUAAAGUUAU